UUCCUGCUCUGACAGCGGCUCCUGACGGGGACCGGGACUCCGGGGCGCUCUCUGGGAUCGGUGCUCACCUGUAGACAUGUCUCUGUACCGAAAUGCCGUCUGGUUUCUGAAUGGGAUCCACCAGUACACAAGGAAGGGGUUCGAGGCGGCAUCUAAAGACUUCGAGGCCAAAGACCUGGACUUGUCUGUGGUGGGACGCUCCUUCAUGAUCACCGGAGCCAACAGAGGCAUCGGCAGAGCCGCUGCCUUGGCCAUCGCCAAGAAAGGUGGGACGGUCCACAUGGUGUGCAGGGACCGAGACAGAGCCGAGGAGGCCCGGGCCGCCAUCGUCCAUGAGUCCGGGAACACGGAGGUUUUCGUCCACGUUGUGGAUCUGUCUCAGACGGGCAGAGUGUGGCAGUUCGCUCAGGACUUUGUGAAGCAGCACUCCUCACUCAGUGUGCUGAUAAACAAUGCAGGCUGUAUGCUGCACCAGAGAGAGCUCAACGCUGAGGGACUGGAGAAGAACUUUGCCACCAACACCCUGGGAGUGUAUGUCCUCACCCAGAGUCUCAUUCCACUUCUGCAGAAGAGCCGGGAUCCAAGAGUCAUCACUGUGUCCUCGGGCGCCAUGCUGGUGCAGAGGCUGCAGAGUGACGACCUGCAGUCACAGAAGGGCCCGUUCGAUGGAGUGAGGGUGUACGCUCAGAAUAAGAGACAGCAGGUGGUGCUGACACAGCAGUGGGCCAAAGCCAACCCCAUCAUUCACUUCUCCGUCAUGCACCCGGGCUGGGUGGACACCCCAGCCGUUUCCUCGUCCAUGCCUCAGUUCCACCAGAUGAUGGGCGACAGGCUGCGCAGCGUGGAGCAGGGGGCGGACACGGUGGUGUGGCUGGCCCUGAGCCGAGCUGCGUCCAGGACCUGCAGCGGGCAGUUCUUUCAAGACCGUAGGCCGGUUCCUGCCCACCUGCCCCUGGCCUGGACCCGCAGUCCUGCCGAGGACGUCCAGAGCUUCAUGACCCAGGUGGAGAAUUUGGCCGGAGCUGUUGGGUCACGGCUCCGCGAGGAUCUGAACAGCUCUCUGGAAGCUUCAACACCUCAGUUUGUCUAGAAUCUUUCUCCAUCA
Messenger RNA from Salarias fasciatus (jewelled blenny), 1105 nucleotides. It is a transcript of the gene dhrs12lb, whose product is annotated as dehydrogenase/reductase (SDR family) member 12-like b. The record is from RefSeq and is a predicted model, not a curated record. Lineage: Eukaryota; Metazoa; Chordata; Actinopteri; Blenniiformes; Blenniidae. The coding region runs from base 77 to 1090 and encodes 337 amino acids. The transcript has 10 exons.